Messenger RNA from Solea solea (common sole), 1504 nucleotides. RefSeq names its product bradykinin receptor B1 (gene bdkrb1). The transcript has a single exon. The annotation marks the transcript as partial. Gene Ontology annotation, cellular component: membrane. Gene Ontology annotation, biological process: inflammatory response; G protein-coupled receptor signaling pathway; neutrophil chemotaxis. The record is from RefSeq and is a predicted model, not a curated record. Lineage: Eukaryota; Metazoa; Chordata; Actinopteri; Pleuronectiformes; Soleidae. Gene Ontology annotation, molecular function: bradykinin receptor activity.
CCGUACGGGGACGCCUCGUGCAAACUGGUCAACUCCGUCAUCAUCGUCAACUUCUACACCAGCAUCUACACCCUGGUGAUGAUCAGCUUGGAUCGCUACCUUGCACUGGUGAAGACCAUGAAGGCCAGGUGGCUGAGACGGACCCUUUACGCCAAGAUCGCCUGUUUGAUCCUGUGGAUAUUAGGACUUCUACUGAGUCUGCCAACCAUGCUCCACAGAAAGGUGAAGUUCAUAGAGGACUACCAGACGCUGUCCUGUGUACUGGACUAUGGCGAUGACAUGCGUUGGAAGUUGGCCCACCAGAUUCUGAUGAAUGUGGUGGGCUUUGUGAUGCCUCUCCUGGUCAUUGUGUUCAGCAGCGGAAGCAUAAUCAAAGUCUUAGCUCAGCGGAAGGACACUGUGGGAUUUCACGACGCCGACGACAGGAAGGCGACAGCGCUGGUGUACGCCGUGACGCUGCUGUUCUUACUUUGCUGGGGUCCCUUUCAGAUAUUCACCUUCCUUGACAUACUCUGUGACGUCCACGUGCUGGAUGAGACGUCGUGGUUCCACGCGCUCAACGUAGGCAGUCAGGUGUCCGUGUAUCUGGGCUUUCUCAACAGUGCCCUCAACCCCCUGCUGUACGUCUUCUCCGGACAGUACUUCAGGAGGAAAGUUACUGCCAUCUACAGGAGGUCCAGACCUCCUCGCAGAGGGUCAGACAUGACCACGUACCAACGCUCUGUUGUGUCCACUUACCUCAACAAAACGGAGCAAAUUAAGCCUGUGGUUAUUUUUUAGUGAUUGCUCUCCUGACAUGCCAUUAGCUCCACUUCUGCUGCUGCUUGUUGCUCAAAGUCGAUGGAGCCUAAUAAUUUGGUUAAAUACUUACAGAGGGUUUCAUGAUGUUUAAUUAUUGUGGAUGUAAUCUGUUUGAAACAUUACCCUUUUUUUAUUCAUAUUACGCAAAUCAAAUGUAACAUUUUGCAGAGACUUUAUUAUCUUAUUUUCAUUUUGUGUAAUUUUUUUGUGUUAUAGCAGUUUCAUUACGGUGUCGUGAGGUAAAUGUGCUAAAUACAAAUUACAUUACAAAAUAAUACACUUGGAUCAGUUAUGAAUAUAUUCCACAUUGGACGCACCCAUAUCAGUUAAUAAGCUAUGAGAUAUUGCUACAUUAUGUUAAAAAAUGAUGAUGAUGAUCAAAUGGUACGUGUUACAUGUCUUUGAUUUCCAGGCCUCUGUAUAAACAAGUUUAGAGUUGUUUUACAGCUGUAGCUUUUGUAUUUAUAUACCGGCCUGACAUUUAAUUGUUAAUAAAGACUCUACGGCAUGUGUAACUCUGUAUUGUUAGUGUUAUGUUGAAUGCUCCAGCCAUUGGUGGUAUAAAUCCACUGUGUGAACUUGUCUCAUCUUGGUUUUAACGUUGUUUAUAUCCACGUGCUCUUGUACACACAGUUUAGAGCUUUACGGCACAUUUCAUUCCUCGGGAAAUACAUGAAUUAGACUCAAAGUGUAUUUCAGGGGC